AUGAGCCAAAGUCAAUCCGAAUCACAUCGUCGAGAAUAUCGAAAAUUCAAAAAACCUCCGCAAGCCAGAAAUAAACCAUCAAAUACAAUCUGUAAAUUUUUGGCGACACCAGAAGGCUGCAAAUUUGCUGAAAAAUGUCGAUUUCGACAUGAUAACAAUGUGAUACCUUCAGAAGAAAUGAGAGCAGAAUUCGAGAAUCUGGAAAUAUCCUCGUCUGAAAUUGCCCCCCAACAUGCAGAAAUUUUUGAGCCGAAAGUAUUGAUAAAAACAGCAAAUCCCGUGAAACCAUUUAUUCCGAGUUUGGUGAAAUUGAAAAAGGUGGAUUUGGGAAGUUUGAGUCAGAAACAACAAUUGAAAGCCGAGAUAGAGUUUUUCAAAAAGAGGUGAGAAUUCAAAAAUAAAAAUGGAAAGAAAACUUGAAAACAAAUUUGAAUAAUUUAAUUUCAGAAAAAUGAAACUGAUUAAAAUUUUUUAGAAAGAUAAGAUAAGAUCCUAGAUUAUGAAUUUUGAAAACAUUUUUGGAAAACAAUUUUCGAAAAAGAAUAAUAAAAAUUAUUUUCAGCCAAAUUUUCAUACUGUAAUUAUCUUUUAGAAAAUCCAAUUUUCACAAAAAAUCUCACUGUUUCAAAUAAAGCAUUUUCUCAAUUUUUUGCCAAUCGAUAAGUCAAAAUGACAAUAAUUCAAUUCUCUGAUAGUUUCCUUAAUUUUCCAGAUAUCGCCACUGUCAAAUCUCAGAAAAUACCUCAACCAACAACACUUCAAUAGAUUUUCGUUACACAAUAACUGAUCCUGAUUGGGUUCUCGAUCUCAAAUCUCUCAAUCUUCAAAUAAUCCUCGAUUCAAAUCAUCCAAUAUCUCCACCAAUUAUAAAUCUUCUCCAAGAAUCGAAUUUAUCGCUUCCAACUUUAACACAAAGUUAUCUCGAGGCAAAAAUCAGGGAAGCAAUCAAUUCAAAAUAUAAAUUAUUCGAAAAACGCGAUUCAUUUGAGACAAUCGGAAAAGCUUUGAUAAAAUGGAUUGAUCAUAGUAUUGUUGAAAUAUUUACUGAAGCUUUAAGAAGAACAAAAAUGGCAAUGUUUGGCGAAAAUAUUGGAUUAUCAUUAGUUAUGCCAAAAAGUGAAGAAAAAAAUGAGGAAAAAACUGUGGAACCGGAAAGAAUCGAUAUUCAGGAAGAUAGAGAAUCCAAGUCAAUCGAUAUUCAAGAAGUUCUUGAAUCUACGUCUGAAGAAUAUCCAAAAUUUGAAAAUCAAAACAAAACAUCUUGUGAAUCAUUCAAACCAAUCGAUAUUCUUCCCAUUGAAAUAUAUAUGAUUUGGAAAGAUCAAUCAAAUAAUAUUGCAACAAUUCGUGCAAUUUCGCUGAGAAUUUGCACAAAAUGUGCGAGAUGUGGAACAGAAAAAGACAACGAUUUGAAAUUGGAUGAAAAAAUUGUUGGAUGGAGAUGUCAAAAAUGUUCACAAGCACAGAGUUUGAGGUAA
Messenger RNA from Caenorhabditis angaria, 1478 nucleotides. NCBI's taxonomy places the organism in Eukaryota, Metazoa, Nematoda, Chromadorea, Rhabditida, Rhabditidae. The record is from the annotation of a GenBank genome assembly.